Messenger RNA from Engraulis encrasicolus (European anchovy), 1745 nucleotides. RefSeq names its product bleomycin hydrolase (gene blmh). Gene Ontology annotation, molecular function: cysteine-type aminopeptidase activity. The coding region runs from base 146 to 1507 and encodes 453 amino acids. Gene Ontology annotation, biological process: proteolysis; L-homocysteine catabolic process; response to toxic substance. The transcript is spliced from 12 exons. Gene Ontology annotation, cellular component: cytoplasm. The record is from RefSeq and is a predicted model, not a curated record. Lineage: Eukaryota; Metazoa; Chordata; Actinopteri; Clupeiformes; Engraulidae.
GGCUGGGUUACUUUUCAAUAGUAUUUCCUGUUUCCGGAAUUCCGAACGAACUGACUGACUGUCGGCGAAUGAGAUAAACAAAGGCAUUAACGACUCCGUGACUUUCAAGAUUUUUAAAGAUUACACAACAGCAUUCAUUAGUAACAUGGACGCAGGCCUCAGUCAGGAUAAGAUAUCUUCCUUCGUGAAGCGUUUCCGCUCGGAGCCACGCUACCUGCUGGCUCAGAACGUGUCCACCUGUAUCGACCCACUGGAGGUGUGUCUCCACAGGCAGACGGUGCAGGACACAGUGCACAUCUUCCAGCACUCCAUCCCCACAGAGGGAAAGCCGGUCACCAACCAGAAGAACUCAGGGAGAUGUUGGAUUUUCUCGUGUCUCAAUGUGAUGCGACUUCCUUUUAUGAAGAAGUUCAACAUUGAAGAAUUUGAAUUCAGUCAGUCAUACCUCUUCUUCUGGGAUAAGAUUGAGCGCUGCUAUUACUUCCUGCAUGCGUGUGUGGAGACGGCCCAGAGGAAGGAGGCGGUGGACGGCCGUCUGGUCCAGUUCCUGCUCUCCAACCCCACCAACGACGGCGGACAGUGGGACAUGCUGGUCAAUCUCAUCGAGAAAUAUGGUGUUAUCCCAAAGAAGUGCUUCCCCGAAUCCCACAGCUCAGAAGCCUCUCGAAGAAUGAACGACAUCCUCAAUCACAAGCUGAGAGAGUACUGUCUAAGACUGAGAAACAUGGUAUCCAGCGGAUCCACUAAAGACGAGCUGAACGAGACUGUGGACACCAUGAUUGAGGAGGUGUUCCGGGUGGCCAGCGUGUGUUUGGGCAGUCCCCCGGAGACCAUCUGCUGGGAGUACAGGGACAAGGAGAAGGCCUUCCACCGGAUGGGUCCGCUCACGCCCCAGGAGUUCUACCGGGAGCACGUCAAGCCCCUCUACAACCUCCAGGACAAGGUGUGUAUCGUGAACGACCCGCGGCCCCAGAACCCUUACGGCAAACUGUACAGCGUGGAGUUCCUGGGCAACAUGGUGGGGGGCCGCAGCACCCAGUACAACAACCAGCCCAUACACCUCCUCAAGCAGGCCGCCGCCGCAUCCAUCAAGGACGGAGAGGCGGUGUGGUUCGGCUGUGAUGUGGGCAAGCACUUCCAUGGCAAGCUGGGCAUCAACGACAUGAAUGUGUUUAACCACGAGCUGGUGUUUGGCGUGUCCGUAAAGAACCUGUCAAAGGCGGAGCGGCUCAUCUUCGGAGAUUCCCUGAUGACUCACGCCAUGAUCCUCACUGCCGUCACUGACAAGGACACCAAGGAGGGAUGCUUUGAGAAGUGGCGAGUGGAGAACUCGUGGGGUGAUGACCGCGGAAACAAAGGCUACCUGAUCAUGACCGACGACUGGUUCUCCGAGUAUGUCUACGAGGUGGUGGUGGACAAGAAGUACCUCAGCGAAGAAGUGCUGGCCGUCAUGCAGCAGGAGCCCGUGGUGCUGCCAGCUUGGGACCCAAUGGGAGCGCUGGCGUAACAAAAUGGAUUUCCGUGCCAUCGUGUGCCACCAAAACCAACCAACCAACCAACCACCCAAUGAAAUCCCAGCCUGGUCUGAUUGUGACUCUGCCCCAACCUUGCCUCUCUCUCUCUUUUUCUCUCUUCUCUCUCUCUUUCUCCGGUUUUUACCCAAUCAACUGAACUCCCAGAACACAGCAAUGCUCUAGAGAAGAAAAAAAAUAAAUAAAAUUUUUGUUUUUUCUUUUUUUACUGGC